Messenger RNA from Mobula hypostoma (lesser devil ray), 4761 nucleotides. RefSeq names its product probable G-protein coupled receptor 174. The coding region runs from base 593 to 1555 and encodes 320 amino acids. Gene Ontology annotation, biological process: positive regulation of Rho protein signal transduction; phospholipase C-activating G protein-coupled receptor signaling pathway. Gene Ontology annotation, cellular component: plasma membrane. Gene Ontology annotation, molecular function: G protein-coupled receptor activity. The transcript is spliced from 4 exons. NCBI's taxonomy places the organism in Eukaryota, Metazoa, Chordata, Chondrichthyes, Myliobatiformes, Myliobatidae. The record is from RefSeq and is a predicted model, not a curated record.
UCAAACAACUUCCCUGUUCAGUGACGACGGCAAGUGACAGUGAUCACGGCAAGAUCUAGACAACCGCAAGGAGGGUUCUGUCCUGCUCCCUUCGACCAUUUCCGUGGCUCAGCCGUCUAAUGCAUUUACCUGCUUUCUGCAACCGUCAGUACUCGGAGGAACUGCAGAAGGAAGUGUAAACACCGAUCAGUUUUGACAUGCCAUACUUCCAGCCUUUCAUCGCCUUUGCUGACUUUCCACCACUUCUGCUCUGUUCAUUUUUCAUAAACAAUUGUUUCGAAUGUGAGCAAUGCAGUCCUCACAGAAUGAACGGUCUCACAUUAUGAGGAGCUUGUCCCACUUUUAAUCAACAAAGGAACCCAGAUUUGUAUAUCUGCAGCAAAACCUUUGAUAUCUUCUGAAACAGACUCGAAAUAUACAGUUUCUGUGUCAAAAAGUCCAGAUGCCACUAACGUACUCACAAACAACUGCAGCUGCACAAGUUGCAGAAGUCCGUUGUUAGAUGAGAUCUCUGCAGAUUGAGUGUUGAUGACGCAGAAGGCAGUUGAUAAGGCAUUUUUGUUGAAGACGGAAGAAUUGACAAACAGCAAAGAUGUCAGCGAACACGACCUCUCCCUGCGGAGAAGAAAACUGGAAGAACGAGCUGUUUCUUUAUGCAUUUUUUUAUGGAAUAAUUGUCAUUCCUGGGAUCUUGGGUAACAGUGUGGCCUUGUGGGUCUUAAAUGGGAACAUCAGGAGGGAGAAGAAGGCAAUAAUAUUCAUGAUGAACCUGGCCAUAGCCGACCUGGCACAUAUGUUGACCUUGCCCUUGAGGGUCUUCUACUACAUAACUCGCAGCUGGCCUUUUGGAAAAUUUAUGUGCUUAUUCUGCUUUUAUCUAAAGUUUGUCAACAUGUAUGCCAGCAUCUUAUUUUUAGUUUGCAUCAGCGUUCAGCGCUGUGUUUUCUUAAUCAGUCCUUUUAAGUACAGCACCUGGAAACGUAGGUACGAUGUGGCCAUCAGUAUUACUGGUUGGGUAAUUGUCAUUGUGAUGUGCCUACCAUUCCCCAUCAUGCGGACCACCGAAUCGUUCAACAGCUCACUCUGUUUUGUGGAUCUUCCCACGAAGCAGGUCAUGCUGGGAUCUUCCAUAUUCAUGCUUACAGCAGCAGAAUUACUGGGAUUUUUAGGGCCUCUAAUCAUCAUCGUUGUCUGCACUUGGAAAACUACAGAGUCUCUAAGGGUGAAGUCAACGCUGCCCAAUAACCAAGGUGGAAAGAAGGCUUUAAAAUUACUACUGAUGUGUGCAGUGGUGUUCCUGGUUUGCUUUGCUCCCUAUCACAUACUCUUCCCGCUCAACCAGCUCAGAAAGAUGAACUUCAUCACAGAUUGUUCGAUGAGGAUGAAUAUCGUGAUUCUGCACUCAUUGUCGUUGUGUUUGGCAAGCAUGAAUGCCUGUUUGGAUCCAAUCAUCUAUUACUUUGUCACAAAUGAAUUUCGCGAGCAGUUGUCACGCACAGGUAGCUUCCUUCUGCGAAGUCGCCACUGGAGCAGAGAAAGCACCACCAGUCGGUAAUCUCUGAUGAUCUCAGAUAUUUCCAUUUUGGAGCUCAGGGUCACCUCUCACUCUCUGCCCUGUCUCUGUGCAGAAUGGCAGUAGACUUUUUAGAGAUAGAAAUCAAUACAGUAGGCUGCCAUGUGGAAUGAAUCAUAUUUUCCACCCUAUGCAAGAAAGAUUGCAGCAACUAGCUUUUCUUGCAAGUAGUACUUUAAUAAUUGGCAGAAAAAGUCUUCUUGUUUCCCUUAAGUACUUCAUACUUCAUAUUCUCUCACUAUUAAGCUAAGAUCAAGAAUACUUCUUCUGCAUUCUUUACUUUAAGCUCAAAAUGUAAUGGUCACAUCUGCCAUAGAGUGUGGAAACACACACCUUACUCAGGUUAAAGCAACUGCUCACUCUGGCAGGAAACUUCUUGAUAAAAGAGGCUAGAAUAACAAUUUCUUAAAGACAUUUUGGUGAUAUACUUUUCCAGUGUAAUGCUAUGCACCAGCAGAUUUUCAGCUGCUAUUAGAGUAGUUUACAUUUAGUGUGAGUAGUUGCUGAUAUUGACAGGUGGCUAUUCUGCAAUACUUGAAAUAUGACAUUCAUUAUCAGAUAUGAACUCUCAUUUGCUAUGUGUAUAAGGUUAAGUAGGUUGAUAAUUUGAGAGCUGCAUGUCUCUUGCCACUGGUUUAGUGAUUUGCUCUGGUUAUUUUGCACUCAACGAAUGAAUUAUGAUGCAAUCAAUUAGAUAUUAAUAUUUCUGAUAUGCAAAAAGAGUUUCAACUACAAGGAAGCCACCACAAAACAAAGUUUGCAUUUUUUUCCAUCAUCUGCAUCAGAAAAUGAUAUUUUUGGCAUGUCCCACUCUAGCCCAAAACUGAAAGAGCAUGGGGGUGAAGGAAAUUAACCUGCUACAGUCUCAAUAGUUUCCUCACACGAGCCAGUGGGAAGCUGGAAACAGACAAUGAAAUACGUCAUUUGCAUCAAUGACCAAAAAAGUAUGUAUAUGUGCUGGGGGGCAGCCUGCAAGAAUCACCAAACUUUGGCACCAACAUAACAUGCCCACAGUUUACUAGUCCGAACUGGUACGUCUUCGGCAUGUGGAAGGAUAUUAGAGCAUCCGAAGAUUCCCAUACAGUCCCAGGCAGAGCAUACAAACUCCUUAAAGACAGUGGCAGGAAUUAAACUCCUAUCCCUGAUCAUUAGCACUGUAAAGUGUUACACUAAUUACUACAUUACUGUGUUUAUGUACCCUGCUGAAUUUACAGUAAUGUUUGGGUAUUAGGCUGGUAAGUGUGUAACAGCCCAUCUGGGCAUUGGCAAAAUAUUCCACUGUUAAUGGUGUUUUCUGGACUUCUGACUAGAGCUGGAAUUGUUUCAUUUAAUGGUAAAUCAAUGUAGAACUGGAUAGAAUGUGUAGCACAGAAAUAAAAAUUUGUUUCCACUGAAGGAGAAGAUACAUGCCUAUGUAUUCUCCUUCCACAUAUUCCUUCUUACCUUCUAACAUUCCCCUCACACAUCUUCCACCACUUACUUUCACUAUCAAGAUGGAGCGUUUCCCAAGAGUUACAUUUUCCAAUGGGGGGGAAGUUGAUUUGUAAAAUAAGAUGUGGGAGGGUCAGGGAAUCAGAGUACAAAAUCCCCAUUAGGUUACGGGCACAUCUGCUGGUUUCCCUAUAGCUAAACCAUCAAGUAGGAAUGGGGAAGAAACAAGCAAGUAGACCAUGACUGGAGCAGAAUUAGGCCAUUCGGCCAUUGAGUCUGCUCUGCUAUUCAAUCACUCUCAAACACAUUUUCCUGCCUUCUUCCCAUAAUCUUUGAUGCCCUCACUAAUCAAGCAUCCCAACAACCUCUGCCUUAAAUUACUUGGUCUCCACAGCCAUCUUUGGUAAUGAACUCCACAUAUUCACCAGCUUCUACCUGAAGAAAUUCCUUCUCAUUCCUGUUCUAAAGGGACAUGCUUCUUUUGGGAGGCUGUGCCCACUGGUCCUCGAUUCUCUUAUUAUUGGAAACAUACUCUCCUCUUCCACCCUAUCUAGGCCAUUCAAUAUUUGGUAGGUUCCAAUGAGAUACCCCUUCACUUCUAAUCUCUAGCAAGCACAUGCCCAGAGGCAUCAAAUGCUCCUCAUACCCUUAACCUUUUCAUUCUUGUAAACCUCCUCUGUUUCCUAUCCAAUGGCAGCACAUUGUGUUAUAGAUAUGGGGUACGAAACUACUCACGAUACUCCAAAUAUGGUUUGAACUCAAAUAAAGCCUCAGCACCCCAAGUAACCUGCUUUUAUAACUUAAUCUUCUCAAAAUGAAUUUCAGCAUUGCAUGUGCCUUCCUUACAAUGAACUCAACCUACAAGUUAACCUUUGGAAAAUCCUGCAAUAGGUCUCCCAAGACCCUUUGCAACUCCAAUUUCUGAAUUCAAUCCCCAUUUAGAUAAGUCUCUGCCUUUAAUCAAUCCACCGGAGUACAUGACCAUACACUUCUCUACACUAUAUUCCAUCUUCCACUUAUUUGCCCAUUCUCCCAAUCUUUUCAAGUCAUUUUGCAGACUUCCUGCUUCCUCAACUACCUGCCCCUCCUCCUAAGUUUGUAUUAUCCACAAACUUGGCCACAAAGCUACCAAUUCCAUCAUGCAGAACAUUAACAUAUAAUGUAAGAAGUAGGUGGGCCACAAAACUGUUUAGGUAUCUAUAUUUACAAUACUCUGAGCAGGUCAGUACUUUAUUACUCCAGUAGUAAAUGGAUCAACAUAUAAACUUUAAGCACUUCAACCAGAGUGUUAAGGUGUGUUCUGGAGUUAUGGAGUAUAGAAAAUAUUAACUUCAACAGCAACCAGACCAGAUCUGAAUGUGGAUUGUAGAUUGAAUUUAAAAUGCAGCUCAGAACCAUGGUCAUCUUGGAGCUGCGGACUGUGGUCGACUGCAAACCAGGAUACACCCCAUUGACCUGAACUGUCUGCAUAUGCAUGAAGGCAGCUCAGAGACAGCGGUGAUUAACAUUCAAUUUAGGGUGUCUGGAGUGUAGGUGUGAAGACCUAGGUGUUUGAAAAUCAUAUGUAACUCAACUGAAGCAUUAUGAAUACAUUGUAAAUAUAGAAUUGUCCUGCUGUUACCUUUAAUCUUUAGCAUCUAAAAAUGUCAUGUAAUGUUGAAUCAGGGAGCCUCUCUCCAGAGUGACUCCAAAUACUGUCAGCUUGUGUGUACUGAAUAAAUACUUUUAUACUACCUGCUACAUGUCUCUCCAGUGAC